UUUGAAAUAUCAAUGUGGUCCUAGUGUGGUUAUUCAUAAUUUGAUUUCAGUCACAUUUAUAUCCAUUUUACGGUUUACUCAUCGCUCAGAGUAUUCAAUAUUAAUUAUUAUAUUUAUUUAUUAACUAAUAUUUUUUAAUCUUUUCAUUUUAUAAACUACUAUUAAAGAUGAAACUUAAGACUAAUAAUUCUGCUAAGAAGCCCGUGAAUACAAACAAAAAUAAGUCUCCGAAGAAACAAGCUAAAGGUGGUGUACAAGUUAGAAAAGAAAAAUCAAAAGAUAUUGUCAAGCCAGCUGUAUUGAAAAAAGAAGGAGAAAAGAUAAAAGUAGAAACACCUCCUAAUCCUGAAAAAUUAGCAUUACAAGAGUUAUGGAGUAAAGCUAUUCAAAAUGUUUCAAAUAUGACAAAUCUUUCUGAUGAAGAGAGUAGUAUUACUAAGCUGUUAGGAGAUUAUAAAAAUAAAUCUUCUAUUCCUCAAAAGAAAACCAAACUGAAAAAUAUGAUUACAAAAGGAUUUUCCAAAUUUAAAGAUACUAGUGACGAAGUAUUGGAUGGAGUUUAUGAAAAAUUAAUUAAUGAAUUCAAAGCUAUUGGUGGUAAUGCAGUUAGUUUAAAUAAAGAUACUAAAGUUAAAUCUAAAAAAGAAGAAGUUUCUAAUGAUGAAGAUAUGGAUGAUGAUGAAGAUGAUGAUGAUGACGAGGAAGAUGAUGAAACUGAAAAUCUUGAAAUUGGUGAAGAUGACGAUGAUGAUGAUGAUGAUGAUGAUGAUGAUGAUGAUGAUGAUGAAGAAAGCGAAGAAGAAAAACCUAAACCUAAAGGUAAAGGUGCUUUCAAAAAUGGUAAAAGUCAACCAAAUAAAGGUAAAAAUGGUUCAAAAUUUAAAGGUGGCAAAGUACAAAAAAAUAAAAAGUUUGGUAAGAAAAAGUAAGUUUUA
Messenger RNA from Melanaphis sacchari, 935 nucleotides. RefSeq names its product glutamic acid-rich protein-like. The transcript is spliced from 4 exons. The coding region runs from base 168 to 929 and encodes 253 amino acids. NCBI's taxonomy places the organism in Eukaryota, Metazoa, Arthropoda, Insecta, Hemiptera, Aphididae. The record is from RefSeq and is a predicted model, not a curated record.